CUCUAUCCGAAGCGGCUAUAUAGUCGGUGUCUGCACGCCACCUCUGAGCAGCUGUAGUUGGCUGUCGUGCUGUGAUACGAUAGGUCAACAACGCGCUCUCGGAAAAAAAAAUGAAUGUUUUGACAACCUCCAUCCACCAACACCAUCACGCCUUUUGCUGGUCCAUCCUUUCCUUUCACUCUGUCCACUCUUUCUCAGCCCAGAACGAUGCACUGUGGUGCAGGGUACUAAUGCUAUUGUUAUUACUAUCCUUAUUUUCAUUAUUAUCAUUUCUUUCAAUUGCAACUGUACAAACAACCCAAACAUCCCUCUACUCCUUGUUCACUCGUCCGCACCCUCUCCCUUUUUUAUUUUUUUACCGUUGGCCCACAUCGUUCUUACUUGGCUUGCGCGCUUCCUCAUCGCCAUUCUCUCUUAAUUACUACGCAAGCCAAGAUCGGAAACUACAGCACAGGCAACAACCUCAGCAAACAACAACGCACACUGGCACUUCAUGCCUCUCAACACUGGCACUGCAACACCUCUCGCUCUGUGAAUACGUGUGCUGUCAGAUCCAAAGGGCAAUCCAACUUGCCGCAAUUCAAUAAAGGUCCAUGAGCCUGACACUGCGCACCUCCAUACCACAGAUGCCGCUCGAGAUUGGCAUGCCGAUCGAUCCGGUCACCCGCAAGACUUUACAGGACAGGAUCCGGUCUCUUCUGCAUGCAAAGACUGACAAGUACUGUACCUGAACUGUGUUUCGUUUCAUGUUUAUCCCACCCUGGAGCCUGUCCUCGGCAGAUAGUAUCAACAAUUGCUUUCGAAACAUGGAUGAUUCGUGGAUCUGAAGGCGGGACUCAGGAAGCGGAUGUCUGAUAUAUCAAGAUGUACUCAGCAGCAUGGAGUGUAGUCGUUAAACUGUAGAAAGACAAGUACCCAUA
Messenger RNA from Gamsiella multidivaricata, 920 nucleotides. RefSeq lists its product as uncharacterized. The record is from RefSeq and is a predicted model, not a curated record. NCBI's taxonomy places the organism in Eukaryota, Fungi, Mortierellomycota, Mortierellomycetes, Mortierellales, Mortierellaceae. The coding region runs from base 111 to 587 and encodes 158 amino acids. The transcript has 2 exons.